Messenger RNA from Debaryomyces tyrocola, 1479 nucleotides. NCBI's taxonomy places the organism in Eukaryota, Fungi, Ascomycota, Pichiomycetes, Serinales, Debaryomycetaceae. The record is from the annotation of a GenBank genome assembly.
AUGGAAGAAGGACUGGCUGAUUCCUUGAAGAACGAAGAAAUUAACCAACAACAUUCGAUGAGUCAGGACGGAAGCGAACCAAAUGUGGAGAGUCUUAGUACAAACUCGGAAAAUAAUAUGAUAUCUUCAGACUUGGAAAAGGAUAAACCGUUGGCAGAUGAGAACGAAUUUCAAUAUGAUGUUGGGUAUGCUUGGGUAAUAGUGUUUGGGGUAUUUUUGCUUAAUUUUUCAACAUGGGGUAUGAACUCAGGAUUUGCGAUUUACUUUUCGUACUAUUUGAAUAACAACACGUUCGAUGGGGCAUCGAAGUUGGAUUAUAGUGCUAUAGGAGGGAUAGCAUUUGGAGGAGGAUUGCUAUUCUCACCAUUUAUCAACUAUUUACAAGGUAGGAUCGGAACCAGACCUCUAAUCAUCCUCGGUAAUUGCUUGCAGUUUAUGGGUUUAAUGAUGGCGAGUUUUUCAGUAAGCCUCUGGCAAUUAUAUAUGACACAGGGGGUCAUAAAUAGUUUUGGGUUAGCAUGCAUCUCUCUUCCCGGAAUAACGUUACUUCCUCAAUAUUUCAAGAAGAGAAGAACCUUGCUGGGAGGUUUGGCGACAGCAGGGUCUGGAGUUGGUGGUAUUGUAUUUAACCUUGGUAUGCAAAAGGUCAUUCAAACUAGAGAUGUUUUCUGGGCCCUCAGAUGUCAAAGUAUUAUAGCAUUCGGUUUAGUAUGGGUUGCCAUAGCAAUUAUUAGAUCUCGUUCGAAACAUGCUAAGAUUGAAUUCACCAUUAUCGACAUGCAAUGUUUGAGGUGCACGGGGUUCUGGUUUUUCGUCUUAUAUGUGAUAACAUGUAUGUUUGCGUAUGUGAUCGUAUUGUAUACUUUGGUUAACUUUACUACAUCAUUAGGCUACACCGAAUAUGAAGGAUCAAUUGUGUCUGCCAUGGUUCAAUUGGGCUCUUGCAUAGGAAGACCCUUGGUUGGUCUCACUGCUGACAAAAUCGGUUCUAUUACUAUGGCACUCAUCGCAUAUACCUUAUGCGCAAUAUUUGCUUUGGCGAUGUGGAUUCCUGCCAGGAACUAUGCAACGCUUAUCGUAUUUGCCCUAAUUAUGGGUUCGUUAAUGGGUUCUAUCUACGGUACCGUCGCUCCUUCUAUUGCAAGGCUCGUUGGUAUGAACAAGCUAAAUGUCACUUUUUGCAUGUUGUGGGUGUUCUUAGGUGGUGCAGGGAUUGCAUCUCCUGUUAUAGGGGUGUCGUUGAAAACUGGAGGUGGGGGGUUUGUUGAUCCUACACAAUAUGUCUACUGUUCUGUAUUUGCUGGUGUAUCGUUUGCUGUAUGUGCAUUAUCGUUGUUAUUAUUAAGAGGUUACGUUUUAGGCCGUGAUACUUUGGUUGAUGCUGAAUCUGAUUCGGAUUACGGUGGACAUUUAUCAGUAAGAGUUCCUUUCGGUCUUGCUUUAAGAAGUUGUUUCAAAUGGACCCCUAGAAGGGCGUAA